Gadus morhua (Atlantic cod) is the source of this 2853-nucleotide messenger RNA. RefSeq names its product mitochondrial calcium uptake family, member 3b (gene micu3b). Gene Ontology annotation, cellular component: uniplex complex. Bases 55 to 1503 code for a protein of 482 amino acids. The transcript has 15 exons. NCBI's taxonomy places the organism in Eukaryota, Metazoa, Chordata, Actinopteri, Gadiformes, Gadidae. The record is from RefSeq and is a predicted model, not a curated record. Gene Ontology annotation, biological process: calcium import into the mitochondrion; mitochondrial calcium ion homeostasis. Gene Ontology annotation, molecular function: calcium ion binding.
GCGAGGGAACAGAGCGUCCGCUUCUCUUCCGACUUCUCGACAACAUAAACAACCAUGGCUGCCCUGCGCCGGCUCGUCGCGACGUUCGCCAAUAUCUCAAAAGGAGGGACGAAUGCGACAGGAAAACAAGCGUCAAAGAAAGGCAAUGUGUUAAAAUACAUGACAGCUGGAUCCUGCGUCAGCGCCGGGGCUGGGAUAGCUUAUUAUUUAUACGGUUUUGAUGUUAGGCGCUCAGGAAGUGCGAGCUAUGUCGAAGCUCGAGUUUUGCAUCUGGCUUUGCCAUCAGUAUCGGCGAGCGACAAGCCGAAGGCCAGGCCCUAUGACCAGCUGGACGAGGGCUAUGUGUACAUGUCAUCGUACGAGAACAGAUUUCGCCUGUUCAGCUCCGUGGAAGUGGAAGGCCAGUUCUACAUGACACCCCGCAACUUCAUCGAGUCCGUCACCCUGGCCGAGCCCAAACGUAAAAGGGCAUGGAAGUCUCUCACGAAAAAGGAUUUGGAGCAGAUGCUGGGCGACACCCCGCCUGUUUGGAAAGGAUCAUCUAAUUUGUUCAGGAACCUUCAAGAAGGAGGCGUCAUCAGCUACACAGAGUACCUGUUCCUGCUCUGCAUUUUAACAAAGCCCCGGGCGGGCUUCAAGAUCGCUUUCAACAUGUUGGACACGGACGGGAACCAAAUGGUGGACCGGAUGGAGUUUCUGGUGCUCGAGGAAAUCUUCCGCAAGAAAAAGGACAAGAAGGAAGAGGACUCCCGGAGAUCCGACCUGAAGAGCCUUCAGCUGUACGGUCAUCAGAAGUCCCCUGCACACAGCGUCCUGAACAGAGACAGUCAGCAUGCGGACAAGAAGGGCAUGUGGGAUGUUGUCAGGCGAGGCACUAGUCACGUUCUGUUCUCUGAUCUCCCCGAGUAUGAUGACCGUAUUGCCGACACGACUCUCCUGGUUCACUUCUUUGGCAAAAUGGGCAAGGCAGAGCUGAACUUUGAGGACUUUUACAAGUUCAUGGACAACCUGCAGACGGAGAUGCUUGAGAUAGAGUUCCUGUCCUACUCCAAAGGCAUGCCGACCAUCAGUGAGGAGGACUUUGCACGUACCCUUCUGCGCUUCACCAACGUGGAGAACAUCAGCGGCUACCUAGACAACGUCCGCAACCGCAUACCGGACGAAAAGGGAAUUACUUUUGAAGAGUUUCGCUCUUUUUUCCAAUUCUUGAACAACCUGGAGGACUUCACCAUCGCAAUGCAAAUGUACAACUUUGCCAACCGCUCCAUCGGCCAAGAUGAGUUCACCCGGGCCGUGUACGUGGCCACCGGGCUGCACCUGACGCGCCACGUGGUCAACACCGUGUUCCGCAUCUUCGACGAGGACAACGACGACAAGCUGAGCUACAAGGAGUUCCUGGGUGUCAUGAAGGAGAGGCUCCAGCGCAGCGAGAAGGGCAUCCGAGUCGAGGAAAAGUUCACCAACUUCAAGUCCUGCAUGAAGAAGGAACUUUCUGGAAAAUAGGAUCACAUUUCAGCACAAUGCUACAGUAGCUCUGCAAACGGGACAUGAGGGAUGCCCCUGAAGAGGAGUGGGAAGCGGGAAGCCAUUCUCUCCAAUUGGAUGUGGAAACACAGCGUCUCUGUGUCUCUGUGCAGUGUCUUCAUCAAGUGUCUUUAAAAAAAAAGAGAAUAUUUUAUAGAGAUUAUUGCUUCAGCUUUAAUGAUAAAGCCUACACUUUAAAUAUCAAACAUAUAUGUGUGCCAGAAGACACUUUCUAAAAGGUAGUACUGCCGGUGUGCGCAUUGUGCCCACAUUGCAAACAUGUGACACUGAUUUGUUAGCUGCUUGUUGCUAAUGCUACAUUGCGGUGUUCUGUGUUUGUUAGCUACUUCCCCCUAGUGCAGUGCUCUGUGUUUGUUAGCUGCUUCCUGCUAUUGCUACAGUGCGGUCUUGGUGUUUGUUAGCUGCUUACUGCUAAUGCCACAAAGAAGUUCCCGUGGCUCUCGGCUGCCUAACUUCUUGCUGUCUCUGUGCAGUAAGGAGCCCAUUGCUAACAUACUUUUUAUCCUGAGCGGGGCUCCAUUUAAAGAUCAGUUUAAGCAGGGGCAGUGCAUCCUCCUUCCUCCCUUCCUUCCUUCCUUCCUUCCUUCCUUCCUUCCUUCCUUCCUUCCUUCCUUCCUUCCUUCCUUCCUUCCUUCCUUCCUUCCUUCCUUCCUUCCUUCCUUCCUUCCCUCCUUCCCUACUUCCUUCUCUUCCUUCCCUCUCUCUCUCUCCCUUACCCCUUCCCGACUCCCCCCUCUCUCUCUCUGCUCCCAAAGACUUUGAGCACACUUUUUACAAGAGGCCUCCAGGGGUUCGUGACAGGGUCGGGUCUGUGGCUCUUCUCGUUUAAUGCUUGCAACGGUAAAUACGUGUUAGAAUGUAGGAGAUGUUACUGAAUUUAGCAGGGAGCUAUUUUUAUAAAGCUAGCAUGCAUGAGUUCUCUAGAAGAUAUGCAAAAACCCUAAAGCCAUAAAUGAAUAGUCGACCAAUAUGUGGGCACUGAACUUGAACUGUUUAAAUUUUAAAAGAAGAUCAAUUGAAUAUGUCAACCUGUUUUCAGUGUUGAAAGAAUCGUCCCUUUAAAAGAACACUGCUGAAUACUAGAGAUCUGUUACAGAUCAAAUUGUAUCUGAUUUUGUAUGUUAUUCAUAUAAUAUGGUCAGGUAGGUCUUAAAUGGUGUAAACUAGUCUUAUUUAUUUAUUUAUCUAUCUAUUUAUUUAUUUAUUAUAUUUAUUUUCAUUACAUUACAUUCGUAACAUUAAUGUCAAUGUCGAGUAGGAAUAUUUACAAUACGAUCUACAAUAAACCGAUUUGGAUGCUUAUAUAAA